GAAUCAUCCCAGCCAGCAGCCACAUCGUUCCAAUUUGUUAUCAUCUUCUCCAAUCCAAUCGCGCCACAGAACAAAAACCUAAGCAAAACAACAGGGAAUCCCCCAACACCCUCAAUACUCCCCAUAGCCAUGGAGAUCGCUUCCACUACCCUUUCAGUUUCCAGGCCGCCGCCGCUUUCUUUGCCCAUUUCUUCUUCCACCUCCGCCUUCUUCAACACCGCUGGAGUCUCCCUCUACAGUACGCCCAAGAGAUGCAGCUCUCUGUUCAUGGGCAGGGUUAGAACCCACAGACCCAAAAAGGGCAUGGGUUGCUAUGCUCUGUUCGGUUUGGGCGUUCCGGAGCUUGUCGUGAUUGCUGGUGUGGCAGCUCUGGUUUUCGGUCCCAAGAAGCUCCCCGAAGUUGGCAAGAGUAUUGGUAAAACUGUCAAGAGCUUCCAACAGGCAGCAAAAGAGUUCGAGACUGAGCUCAAAAGGGAACCUGAAGAGACCACUACAGAGACACCUGCAGCAAUCAGUGAAGAAAAGAAGCCGCAGCAGCAAGAUCUUGAAGUAUGAAGCUCAAAGGAUAGCGUAUGAGCAUCGUAUAAGCAUAUGUAGUUGCUAUGUUUUUGCACGAAAAUCCGAUUGUUGUAGCAAUGUGUUGUGAACGCCACCCUGUUCUCGAGUUGUAGAAUGAAUCCACGUGUAUCCUUUCAUCCAAGAAUUCAGGGACAGGAUCAUUCAUCUUUGAUGUGGAACCUUGGUAGGAAGUUUAGAAGUCCUUAUGGACACGUGAGGCUUAAAUAUGAAAUGAAAUGGAUACCACUUGAUAUGGUGUAGAUGUUCUCGACCCUGCCUAGAAGAAGUAUGAUUUUACAGCCGGCAGCGAUAAUUUAGAAUUGCUCAGCUUGGGAAGUUUCCUUCUAUAUGCUCAAGAAAAGUUGAGCUAGAUCUUUGUUUCCAUGAUGCUUUUAUAGAAAGGGGAAAUGUAUCCACAAUGGGUGUGACAAACACUAUAAAUAAAGUGUCCUUAGCGAU
Linum trigynum is the source of this 1017-nucleotide messenger RNA. The record is from the annotation of a GenBank genome assembly. NCBI's taxonomy places the organism in Eukaryota, Viridiplantae, Streptophyta, Magnoliopsida, Malpighiales, Linaceae.